Molecule: messenger RNA, 1827 nt
Organism: Schistosoma curassoni
Lineage: Eukaryota; Metazoa; Platyhelminthes; Trematoda; Strigeidida; Schistosomatidae
Source: the annotation of a GenBank genome assembly
CCAAAAACGAUCUGAAUCCAAGGCGGCUAGUCGUAAUGCCAGACAAACGUGGUUUGGCUGUGCAGAAUGUAGAAGAUCUGGACGUUUCAAAACUAACUGCCUUAUCACCGGAGGUCAUCAGUCGUCAGGCUACCAUAAACAUCGGUACUAUAGGCCAUGUCGCCCACGGGAAGACAACAGUUGUGCGUGCAAUUUCCACAGUGCAUACCAUUAGGCACAAAAAUGAGUUGAUCAGGAACAUCACAAUAAAGCUGGGAUAUGCUAAUGCUAAGAUAUACAAAUGCAAUAGUGAAGCAUGCAUACGCCCUGCUUGUUAUCGGUCAUUCGGGAGUGCAACAGAUGAUUCCCUUCCCUGUCCUAGACCAGGAUGUGAUGGAACACUAACAUUGCUGAGGCAUGUUUCGUUUGUGGAUUGUCCAGGUCAUGAUAUUUUAAUGGCAACUAUGUUAAACGGUGCUGCUGUUAUGGACGCAGCAUUAUUGUUGAUAGCCAGCAAUGAGACAUGCCCCCAGCCUCAAACAAGUGAGCACCUCGCUGCUGUAGAGAUCAUGCAGUUGAAAUACAUAAUUAUUCUUCAAAAUAAGAUUGACUUAAUCAAGGAAAGUCAGGCACGCGAACAAUAUUCACAGAUUUUACGUUUUAUCCAGGGUACUGUUGCUCAAGGAGCUCCAGUUGUACCUAUCUCAGCACAAUUGAAGUAUAAUAUUGAUGUUGUUUGUGAUUACAUUGUGAAUCACAUUCCGGUUCCAGUACGGGAUUUUACAUCAGCACCUCGUUUGAUUGUUAUUCGAUCAUUCGAUGUAAACAAACCUGGUUGCGAAGUGGAUGAUCUACAAGGUGGAGUAGCUGGAGGGAGCAUUUUGCGAGGGGUUCUAAAGGUUGGGCAAAAAAUAGAAAUUAGACCAGGUCUCGUUUCAAAAGAUUCGGAGACUGGGGGCGUUACUUGUAGACCCAUUAUUUCAUGUAUUGUGUCACUUUUCGCGGAGCAGAAUGACCUUGCUUAUGCUGUUCCAGGAGGUUUAAUUGGAGUUGGGACAAAAAUCGAUCCACAGUUGUGUCGCGCUGAUCGUUUGGUUGGACAUGUUUUAGGACAGGUUGGCACCUUGCCUGACAUAUAUGUGGAGUUGGAAAUAUCAUUCUUUCUUCUACGACGUUUGUUAGGUGUUCGCACAGAAGGGGACCAAAAAGGUGCUAAGGUCCAAAAGCUUUCUAAAAAUGAAGUUUUGAUGGUGAAUAUCGGGUCUCUUUCUAGUGGUGGAUGUGUUAUAGCUGUUAAAGGUGAUCUAGCCAAAAUACGACUAAAUAGCCCUGUCUGUACUCAAGUUGAUGAAAAAAUCGCAUUAAGCAGGCGUGUUGAAAGACAUUGGCGAUUGAUAGGAUGGGGAGAAAUUCGACGUGGUGUCACAAUCCAGCCCGUCCAGUGAAUACCGACAAACUUCGUUUUGCAUAUGAAGAUGAAGAUCUAUACCUGUCCUGCUCUUCAGAUAUGCAACGUGGUUAUCUUGAAAAGUAAGACAAGAUGUACAAAUGUAGACCAGUGUUGCAAGCAUUGAGUUAUUUUAAACAUGGGUUUGUAUUCUAUCGUAUAUGCGAUCCAAAUAUAAGUAAUGUCGACAAGUUGGAUUAUAUCUUAUUGAAAUGUUGCUUGUCUAAUUUCGAUUUUCCGACUGAAAUGAAGUGAUGCGAUCGCAAUAAUGAAAAGAUCAAAUUUUCAUCAUGGUAUAAAAACAAAUAAUUAAGGCGAAAGUUUCAUACACUGAUCAAAACUUUGGGCACAGCAUAUAAGGUACUGGUCCAAGUGUUGGUGGUCUUACUGUUCGGUUUUGC